Molecule: messenger RNA, 1474 nt
Organism: Setaria italica (foxtail millet)
Lineage: Eukaryota; Viridiplantae; Streptophyta; Magnoliopsida; Poales; Poaceae
Product: putative nuclease HARBI1
Exons: 2
Coding region: 383-1351 (322 amino acids)
Source: RefSeq, a predicted model, not a curated record
UUGGUCUGUGUUGCAAAAAAAAGAACAAAACUAGUUGAGUCGCAAAGACUGAUGAAAGACAAACUGUACUGAAAGACAAACUAGUUGUUUUUCGCAUGCGGCACAUGUAUAGGUCAUGCUGAAUAAUAAUGCUAGGCCAAAGUGUUCUUGAAUGUUGAUGGACCACUUCUGUAGCACUAUCUGUUCCUUGUGUCUGAAAACAAUUUAGUAGUACUGAAGAAUAUGUUACACUGCAAUAGAUGAUGUGGAGCAUAGCUAGGCCAAAGCGAUAGAUCACUGGAUUAGGAAUUAAUCAAUCGAGCCAUAAACAAUUAGGUUGUACUUGGAUUUCAAGAGGAUGUCCAUGUAUUCCCAUCCUCCUGUCUAUCAUGCAUGAGGAAAAAUGUUUCAUGUUCCUGUCAUCAUUUUGGUAUUGGAUUUCAAGAGGAUGUCCAUGUUUCUAUACACAUGUGCUGGAAAUGAGUCUAAUAGGAGAGCUCAAAAUAGAUUUAAGCAUUCUGGCGAAACUAUUAGUAGGAAAUUUGAUGAGGUGCUAAAUGCUUUGAUGGCUAUGGCGAAAGAUUUCAUUCGACCAAAGAAUCCCAACUUCCCCACAGUCCAUAAGAGGAUAAGAGAUGACAAACGUGCAUAUCCACAUUUCAAAGAUUGCAUUGGUGCACUUGAUGGCACUCAUAUCCGUGUUGCUCUUUCACCUGAUGAGCAAGUGAGAUAUAUUGGAAAGACCGGGGUAGCCACUCAAAAUGUACUAGCGGUAUGCGACUUUGACAUGCGUUUCACUUAUGUUUCCACGGGACAACCUGGAGCUAUGCAUGAUACAAGUGUGUUGUACAAUGCACUCAGAGUGGAUGAAGAAUUUUUUCCACAUCCUCCACAAGGCAAAUACUACGUUGUGGAUGCGGGAUAUCCUAAUCGUCCUGGCUACCUCGCUCCUUACAAGGGUGAAAGGUAUCAUUUACCGGAAUGGCAUAGAGGUAUUGAACCUAAGACGCCUAUGGAAAGGUUCAAUCGGGUUCACUCAUCUAUCCGCAAUGUGAUUGAGCGAUCUUUUGGACUAUUAAAAAUGAAGUGGCAAAUUCUUUGGAAGAUGCCACCAUAUCCCAUGUACAAGCAAAAGAUGAUUGUUGUAGCUACCAUGGUCCUUCACAAUUUUAUUCGUGAGCAUGGAGGUCAAGAUGAAGACUUUGCUCGGUUUGAUCGUGAUCCCAAUUUUGUUCCUACAAUACCGGAAAGAUAUAACAAAUAUGCAGUUUCGCAACCGGCGUCAGAUGGGACAACUUCCGCACUCAACGCGCCAACUAUGGAUGUCUUUCGUGAUGAGCUAGCCACCGCACUCUCUCUUGCUUGGAACUAGUUUGUAUUGGAAAGAUUGAUUUUGUACCGUACUUGUUGCGACCUUUCAUUCGGUACAAUUUUAUUUGGUUCAAUAUUUUUUGCCAUGGGAAAAAAAACUAAAGAAAGUAUUGUACGCUAUUUU